AUGUACGCUGUACUGGACGAUCAGAGCAACCGGUCGCUUGCCAGGCCGGCCUUUUUCGAUGUGUUCGGCGUGCAGGGAGAUGAAUCCCCCUACACACUCAAAACAUGCGCUGGGGCAGUUGAGUCAUCGGGAAGACGAGCAAGUGGAUAUGUGGUAGAGUCCAUCGAUGGACGUGUAAGAGUUCCACUACCCACACUCAUCGAAUGUAUGCAAAUUCCCGACGACAGGAAUGAGAUUCCUACGCCAGAAGUGGCGCACCAUCAUCCACACUUGAAGAAAAUAGCUGGUUUAAUCCCGCCUCUGACGGACGACGCCGAAAUACUGCUUCUACUCGGCAGGGACGUUUUGCAGGUACACAAGGUACGGCAACAACUGAAUGGUCCCAACAAUGCUCCGUAUGCCCAAAGGCUGGACCUCGGCUGGGUGGUAGUUGGUGAUGUGUGCAUCAAUGGGAUGCGGAAGCCAGACCGUAUCAGUACAUUUACCACUACACUCCUAGAGAACGGCCGCGCGAGCACUUUUACUCCGUGUCCAAGUCAUGUCUUCAUCAAAGAGAAUGUCGCACAAGGUGCUGCGAUAGCCAACUUGACGUCGAUGCCAGCUUGGUCAUGCGAUACGUUGUCGUACAUCCAAGGGCUGGGUGACUCUGUGUUUGAGACGUCGAAGGACGACAACAAGCUCGCUCCUUCAAUUGAGGACAAGCAGUUUCUGGAAAUAAUGAACAAGACAUUCACCAAGGAUGAAGCAAACAGUUGGGUUGCUCCGCUUCCCUUUCGCACAAGGAGGAGUCCACUACCGGACAACAGGGAACAAGCACGAAUUCGGUUUGCCUCGCUCUGCCGUACCUUGGACAAAAGACCGGAUAUGAAAGAACACUUCUUUACGUUUAUGGGCAACAUCUUUGCCAACGGACAUGCUGAGUUAGCCCCGGAACGACAAGAAGGAAAAGAAGUGUGGUACCUUCCUAUUUUCGGCGUAUAUCACCCGAAGAAGCCGGAACAGAUACGUGUUGUUUUCGACUCGAGCGCGAAGUUUCAAGGGACAUCCCUAAAUGACGUCCUUCUAACUGGGCCUAAUCUUGGAAACAGUCUUUUAGGAGUACUAAUUCGGUUCCGUAAGGAACCCUUCGCCAUCACCGCAGACAUUCAACAAAUGUUUUACUGCUUCAUCGUUCGUGAGGAGGACAGGGAGUACCUAAGAUUCCUCUGGUUCCGCGACAACGACACGAAGAAGGAUGUUGUGGGGUACAGGAUGUGCGUCCACGUAUUCGGAAACAGCCCAUCGCCAGCUGUUGCAACGUAUGGACUUAAGCGAACCGCCCUUGAAGGUGAAAGGGAGUAUGGUACCGACGCCAGGCGAUUUGUAGAGAGAGAUUUCUAUGUGGAUGACGGGCUGAAGUCCCUCCCUACCGAAGAAGCCGCCAUCGAUCUACUCCAGAGAACGAAGGACAUGCUGGCUGUAGCAAACCUGAGGCUGCACAAAAUAGCCUCCAACAGCGUCGCAGUGAUGAAAGCUUUCCCAUCUGAGGAGCAUGCGAAAGAUCUGAAAGAUCUAGACUUGGGAACUGACUCCCCUCCGACACAAAGAAGCUUGGGCCUAAGUUGGAACAUUAAACAUGAUGCCUUCACCUUCCACGUUCCUCCCAACAAGAAGCCACACACCAGGCGGGGUCUUCUGUCUACAGUUAAUAGUUUGUACGACCCUCUUGGAUUCGCAACUCCUGUCACUGUACGUGGUCGGCUGUUGUUGAGGGAACUGUCCACCUUGACAGAAGAUUGGGACGUCGAACUACCACAAAGUAGUGAAUGGGAAGUUUGGAGGGACUCUCUAUCAGAUCUCGAAGAUAUCGAGAUACCUCGUACCUACUCGGGUAUAUCUCUCGCCACUGCGUGUCGUAAGGAGCUCUGUAUAUUUUCAGAUGCCUCAACAGAAGCCAUUGCUGCCGUGGCUUACUUAAAACUCACGGAUGCUCGUGGUCAUAACCAUGUCGGGUUCAUCCUCGGAAAAGCCAAGCUCGCACCGAAACGUGGACAUACAAUUCCAAGACUCGAGUUGUGUGGGGCGGUGCUCGCAGUGGAAAUGGCUGACGUUAUCAUCAGCGAGCUCGACGUUUGCCUUGACGAGGUGAAGUUCUACACCGACAGCAAGGUGGUACUCGGCUACAUAUACAACGAGUCCAGGAGGUUCUACGUAUACGUAAGCAAUAGGGUCGAAAGGAUCCGGAAGUCAUGUCAGCCCAAACAGUGGAAUUAUGUUCCCACUGAACAGAACCCUGCUGACAUUGCCACACGGGCAGUAUCGGCUGAUCGCCUUGCAAAGACAACGUGGUUAACUGGCCCUAACGUUUUGUACAAGACAGACGACUCGGGCUCAGAUUUCGAAUGUCAAACGUUUCGAUUGAUAGACCCUGAGGCAGACGAGGAGGUUCGUCCUGUGGUGACCACCCUUGCUACCAGCGUGUCGUCGCAGCGUCGGCUGGGUGCUCACAGAUUCGAGCGGUUUUCAAGAUGGACGAUUCUCAUUCGAACAAUAGCGAAUCUUCUGCACAUCGCUCGCUCAUUUCAUUCUCGGGGUGAUACUGCAUCGGUGUCCUGUCGACACUGGCACAUUUGCCUCGAGCCCAGGACUAAUGAAGAACUUUCCGCUGCGAAGAAACUCGUCUACAGAACCGUCCAAGGCGAAAUGUUCUCGAGUGAGAUUCGAUGCAUCCAAAAUGAGCACAGACUACCGAGGGGCAGCCCACUUUGGAAGUUGAACCCCUAUAUGGACGAGGAUGGCGUCAUGAGAAUCGGAGGACGACUUCAGAACUCGACACUUGACCAAGACGAACGGCACCAUGUCAUCAUGCCCCGUCGACAUCAUAUUACUACACUACUGGUCCGACACCAUCACGAAAGGGUUGAGCAUCAAGGCUGCCAUUUCACUGAAGGUGCACUCAGAGCGGCAGGAUUGUGGAUUGUGGGAGCAAAAAGCUGCAUUGGCUCGAUGAUUCACAAGUGCGUCAAAUGCCGCAAACUGAGGAGCAGACCUCAGAAACAAAGCAUGGCUGAUUUGCCAAGAGACAGACUUAGCAUGGACCCACCGUUCACCUAUGUGGGCCUCGACGUGUUUGGACCAUGGAAGGUUAAAGCGCGCAGAACUAGAGGUGGACUCGCACAUAGCAAAAGGUGGGCUGUGUUGUUUACUUGCCUGUCCGUACGUGCGAUACACAUUGAAGUCAUUGAAUCGAUGGAUUCUUCGAGCUUCAUCAAUGCUCUCAGACGGUUCUUGUCUAUUAGAGGUCCGGUUAAACUGCUGCGGUCCGAUUGCGGAACCAAUUUCGUCGGUGCGUGCAAAGAGUUGAAGAUCAACACUGCGUCGCCUGGUCACAACGAUGUUGGCAAAUAUCUGCAAACUCAAGAAUGCACGUGGGUUUUCAAUCCACCUCACGCCUCUCACAUGGGUGGUGCUUGGGAGCGCAUGAUCGGGAUUGUUCGUCGCAUCGUGGACUCUGUGCUUCUAGGCACGAACAAGUCAAUGAUUUCGCACGAUAUGCUUGUCACACUCUUUGCGGAGAUCGCAGCGAUCGUAAAUAGCAGACCUUUGACUCCGGUGUCAACAGAUCCGGAAAACCCAACGAUUUUGACUCCAAGUAUGAUUCUCACUCAGAAGACGGGCAUAAACCCUCCACCUCCUUGA
Messenger RNA from Ornithodoros turicata, 3678 nucleotides. RefSeq lists its product as uncharacterized. Gene Ontology annotation, molecular function: nucleic acid binding. The coding region runs from base 1 to 3678 and encodes 1225 amino acids. The record is from RefSeq and is a predicted model, not a curated record. Gene Ontology annotation, biological process: DNA integration. Lineage: Eukaryota; Metazoa; Arthropoda; Arachnida; Ixodida; Argasidae. The transcript has a single exon.